Toxotes jaculatrix (banded archerfish) is the source of this 1818-nucleotide messenger RNA. It is a transcript of the gene gtf3c5, whose product is annotated as general transcription factor IIIC, polypeptide 5. Bases 117 to 1712 code for a protein of 531 amino acids. Lineage: Eukaryota; Metazoa; Chordata; Actinopteri; Toxotidae. Gene Ontology annotation, biological process: transcription initiation at RNA polymerase III promoter. The record is from RefSeq and is a predicted model, not a curated record. Gene Ontology annotation, cellular component: transcription factor TFIIIC complex. The transcript has 11 exons.
CGCGCUGCUGCAACUGUGAGCUAGCAGGGUCUCAGCGGGUUUUCUCGAUAUGUGGUUGAUGGCUUAACUGCCAGGUUAAGUACUCUCGCUUAAACAUCACAAACAGUGGGGCCAGUAUGGCGGAUUCCAGUGAGUUGAAGCUGGAUUUUACUCUGAAAGAGCUGACAGUUUCCUGCCCCGGUGAAGGCGAGGAUGUGCCCGGCAGCUCGUCCACCGUGGAGCUGCGGGACAACAGGCUGGUGUGUGUGGAGUAUCCGGCGGUGGUCAACAGUGCGGCCAAGAUGCUGGACACUCUCGGGGGUGAACAAACAGUGUCCAAAACCUUCGCUCACCCCAACCGACGACUUGAGCUGCGUUACCGACCUCAGGACCCUUUCUGUCACUCUCUGUGUGGAAACCGCAUCCCGUCCAGCAACCUCCUCCUUAAAGUGAGGCGCCGCGUGCGAAAAAGAGACCCCAAGGAUGCUGAGAUUCACAUGGACAUACUCGGAGUCAUUGGAACAACAUAUAAAUUCCAAGGGCUGGCAGACUUUCAGUGCCUCGCUGUGCAUUCAGAAGGUGGAAAAGACGUGUCUUUAUACGACAAGAUCAUCCUGCGCAAAUCAGAGAAUCAGGAGUUCUUUGAGCAGCCCAUGCCUUACUUUCUCCCCCCGGCCAUCUUCUCACGUCUUGACAGUCCUGUGGAUUAUUUCUAUCGGCCUGACAUCCAUCAAAACCAGAUGCCCAUCAACAAGAACUUUAUUGGUCUGAACCGUGCUCGUCGGCCCCAUAACGCCAUUUUCAUCAGCUUCAGUGAUCCCACUGUGCCCGCCGAGUGCCUCGAGGCGGCCAGGCUCAACUGGACACGAGUCUGCCUGAAGGAGUCUGACAAAGAGGCCGAGGAACAACUGAAAAAGAUGUUUGAGAGCCGACCCAUCUGGUCACGGAACGCAGUCAAGGCCAACAUCAACAUCCACCCUGAUAAACUGAAACUGCUGCUGCCCGUCUUUGCCUACUACAUGGUGACAGGACCGUGGAGAAGUCUGUGGGUGAGGCUCGGCUAUGACCCUCGGAAGACCCCUGAGUCUAAGAAAUACCAGAUACUGGACUUUAGGAUCCGCUGCAGCACCAAACAUGGUUAUUCACUGUCUGACAUGCCAGUAAAAGCCAAGAGGAGCGCCCUCAACUAUAGUCUGCCUAUCACAUUCAACAAAGCAGGUCCUCAACCAGCUAGUGUGAUGGAUCUUCCAGGUCAGGAGGGUCCAGGUGCCAGUCGCGAUACUGUCCCAGUCACAUACCAGCUGAAGGAGUCAUCCUACAUUUUCAGAGAGGGCAUGCUGCCUCCCCACAGACAGAUGUUUUACCAGCUCUGUGAUCUGGAUGUGGAAAGCAUCAAACAGGUGAUUGAACAGAACAGUGGUAACGAACAGAUAUGUAACGAGCGGGACGGCUGGUGUGUUCUCGGCACCACAGACAACCUGAGGGACAUAAUCUCAGCUAUGAUCAAGAAGGUCAUCCGAGCACAGAAGCCAGUUGUUUCUUCCUCAGCAUUACCGGAAAUCCCCAAGAGAAGCAGACGCAAAGGCUCAAGUUUAAAAUCCUCAAUGAGAGACGUGGAUGCAGAGGAAGAGGAGGAGGAGGACGGUGAGAACGAGGAAGAUGACGAUGACGACUUUCAGCCGUCUGAGGGAAGUGAAAAUGAGAUGGAGACAGAAAUUCUGGAUUACAUGUAACAAAGGAAAACCACUUUGAUGACUUGCGUCUUGAUUUUGCAUUUUUUAUUUCUGCAAAAUGUGAGGUGACUUAACUGAAUAUAAAUAAAAACAUGUAUUUGUAGUG